AAAAUGUUGUACGGUAUUGGCACCUCACCUUCAUACGGCACAACCUCCUCACAAUAUCAAGUCAGUUUUGACUCGAUGAGUGAGAAGUUUAAUGAAAACUUCCCGAUCAUUUUGCAACAACGUAUUCAUCCGCAAAAUUUCUCUGAAACGAUGAAUCAUUGUUCAAAGAUUAUGAAGGAACAAAUGGCAAAUAUUCAAACCUCUAGAUGGAUGGGAUUGUUGGUCUUUUUUGUUGUUUUCUUCUGUACUCUUGCAUUGACUGGUAUUCCAUUGUUGGUUUAUUUCUUGGCCUAUGCUAAUAAUGAUAAUAGUGAUCCGACUGGUGGUAUUUGGGUAUGGAUUCUCUUCCCACUCUUGUAUGUCUUUUUUAUUAUUGUCCUCAUUAUGUGGUCAGUUAGAAGAAGACGUCAAAUCAUCAAUUCACAUGCUCAAUGUAAAACUGCUCUUACUAAUUAUUUGGAACAUGAAAAUCAAACAAUUUAUAAUAGAGCUGGAGUUCAAUUAGUAUUGAGAUAUGAUACCAGAAUUAUUAUGACAAAUCGUUAUACUAUUGCUUUGACUUACAAGUAUUUGAUGGUAUUGCCUUGUAUUGAUGUUUAUAUUGCUGGAAACACACCUGUUGUUGUUAAUCAAAUUCAACCUGUUAUCCAACAACCUAUUGUCCAACAACCAAUUAUCACUCAACCAGUUACUUAUGAUCCAAAUGCUUAUGGUGGUUAUCAACAAGCUACUACUGUUUACUCUCAACCAACUCAUCAAUAUGAAAAGGUUGACAAUCCUAACCAACCAUUAUUGUAAAUUAUUAAUAAUACAUUUUUAUUAUUGAUUU
Molecule: messenger RNA, 829 nt
Organism: Naegleria gruberi
Lineage: Eukaryota; Heterolobosea; Eutetramitea; Acrasida; Naegleriidae
Exons: 2
Coding region: 4-798 (264 amino acids)
Source: RefSeq, a predicted model, not a curated record